Molecule: messenger RNA, 278 nt
Organism: Amoebophrya sp. A25
Lineage: Eukaryota; Dinophyceae; Syndiniales; Amoebophryaceae
Source: the annotation of a GenBank genome assembly
AUGCUCCAGACUCUGCCUUGGGCUUACUGUUUUGACGUGAUUUUAGCCGCAAGUAGAAGCUUACAGACCCUAGGCUCCUGGCAACAAACAAGCGGUCGCUUUCUCAGUGCCUGUCGUGUACUGUCUUCGCGGUUGCAGAAAGAGCAAGAGCGAUCGGCUGGACUUCACAGUGGUGGACUGGGAGAAGAAGCGCCAGAAGCGUAUAGGCUGUUGUUGGCGAGUAGAGGGUUACUGAAUCAUGUGGCUGGAGGUUCUUCGACGAUGUGGACGACUACGAG